AUGUCGCAAGCUUGCAGUCGCAAAUUAGCGACUGCUGUAGCUUCAAGAAUCUAUACAAAACAACGACGAAAUUUAAGAAAAACUAUUUCGAAUCAUACUAUUAUUGCUGCUACAUCAUUUUUAUCUAAAAAAUAUGAUCUUCUGCCAUGUUUUUGUGAACAUGAUCCAAUACGAAUAACAAAACGUUGUCAAGCAUUAAAUUUAUCUAAAUCAUCAAAUGCAUUUUGGCAUCGAAAAAGUAAAUCGAAAGUAAAAUUAGUUAGUGAAGAACAACAACGAAAUAAUUCAACUGCAUUUGAAAAUCAACAAGCAAAAUCCUCACAUUCUCGUAAUUUUCAAACAUUUAGAAAAUCUAUUAUUCAACGAUUUAAACGCAAUAAUAAACAAAAAAUGCCGACAAUCACAGCUCGAUCGGUCAUACAUAAACGUACAAAUACCUAUCCUAUCAAACAUAGGAAUAAUGCAGAUCAUUCUCUUGUUGAUUCUUCGAAUCCUGUGGAAACGAAUUUUGAUCAACCUUCAUCAACUCGAGAUGAUAGUCAACAUUCUUCGUAUGAUUCUUAUCAGCUUAUUUUACAGGAUAAUUCCAAUGAUACUAAUAAUAAAGAAGAGAAAAAUGAUACAUUAGAACUACCUCUAUCAUCAUUGCAAACCGAACAACAAAAUAUCAAUGCAACGAACAAAAUAAGUCAAACUAUACAAGAAACAUCUCAAACAAUUAUGAAUGAUCUUGAUUCAUCAAGAAAAGCAAAACAAACUGCGGUCAUUUCUCAAAAACAACACUCUAAUAAGACACGAAAUGUAUCGACUCGUACAACUACUGGUUUAUCAAAAGGAAAAACAUCAAGUAAACGAAAGCGUAUUUCAAAACCAAAAAUGUCAUCAAAAAUAUCUUUAUCAAAGAAAAAAAUUAUCACAACAUCAAAACCUAAGAAUAUUACAGCUUCUUUAUCAGUUAUUGGAUCGACAACAAAUGUCAAACGAACAACUUAUGAACGUAGUCCUUUUUCUAAUCCAAAUAUAUUUCAUUCUAUGCCACGAAUGCAAAAUUCAGAUGAAAUAACCAAAGAUAAUGUGUAUGAAAAUCAUCUAUGUUGUAAACCAAUUACAUCUGUUAAAGGUUUAUCAAUAGAUGAUAAAAAAAAAUUAAUUGAACAUGAUUAUUUAACAUUAAUAUCUUUAUUACCAAUUUAUCUUGAUUCACAAGGCAAUUUUCAACAUAAGAUUCGUGAAAAAACUAAUAUAAGUCAUGAUAGUGCUGUAGAACUCGAUCGUUUAAUGAAUGAAUGGGGUUCAGCACGAUUAUUUAUUGGUGCUAAUAGUCCCUACAAAACAUUAUCACAAAAUGUAUGA
Molecule: messenger RNA, 1353 nt
Organism: Rotaria sp. Silwood2
Lineage: Eukaryota; Metazoa; Rotifera; Eurotatoria; Philodinida; Philodinidae
Source: the annotation of a GenBank genome assembly